Molecule: messenger RNA, 948 nt
Organism: Dichotomopilus funicola
Lineage: Eukaryota; Fungi; Ascomycota; Sordariomycetes; Sordariales; Chaetomiaceae
Product: glycosyltransferase
Exons: 2
Coding region: 1-948 (315 amino acids)
Biological process (GO): dolichol-linked oligosaccharide biosynthetic process
Cellular component (GO): UDP-N-acetylglucosamine transferase complex
Molecular function (GO): N-acetylglucosaminyldiphosphodolichol N-acetylglucosaminyltransferase activity
Source: RefSeq, a predicted model, not a curated record
AUGGAGCAGAUACGGGAGAUGCUCCACGAGUUUGGGCCCGACCGGUUCGCUACUUAUGUCUACGCCGGUCUGGGCGGGAUCGCCGUUGUUUCCGUCGUGGCGUUUUUUCUGUUGUCUUGGUCGUGGAUCGUCGCCAUCAUCAAUGUGUUUCUCGGCUUCGUCGUCUGGCGCCACCUCACCCUCCAAAGCUCACACCCCCCCCUCUCAACCGGCCGCCGCUGGAUCUCCCGGCGCGAGCCUCGCGUCCCCAACACCUCGAACCUCCCCGCCGUCUACUACCUCUACAUCCUCGGCUCCGGCGGCCACACUUCCGAGAUGCUCGAAACCAUCCGCCGCAAAUUCAUCCCCCAAACCAACGCCCACCGGCGCUACCUCGUCUCCCACGGCGACGACGAUUCCCUCCGCCGCGUCGCCCAGCUCGAGACCCGCAUCUUCAACUGCCUCCGUCCCAGUCCCAACCCAGACCUCACCCCUGCCCAAAACGAGGAGAUAAUCACUCCAGCAGGCACGCACGACGCCUUCCUGAUCCCCCGCGCCCGUCGCGUGCACCAACCCCUCCUCACCGCCCCCUUCAGCUCCCUCCGAACCGCCAUCCACGCCAUCAACGCCCUAACCCGCGAACCCAACGACCGCCCCGCAUCCCGCUAUCACGCCCAUUUCAAAUACCCCCACGUCAUCAUCACCAACGGCCCCGCAACAGGCUUCAUCGUCUGCCUCGUGGCCCACCUCCUCAAGAUUUUUUACCUCGCCCCGCAAAACCGCCUUAAGAUGGUGUACAUCGAGUCCUGGGCUCGUAGUCGCUCCCUGAGCCUUACAGGGAGACUCUUUCUCUGGACGGGGCUGGCCGACUCGUUUUGUGUGCAGCAUGAGGGAUUGCUGAAGAGGUAUCCCGGCCGGGGGCUGUUGUUUGUGGGGAAGGUGGCGGCACGGUUGGCACCGCCGGGUUAG